UUUUCCUCAACAAGAACCCCCGUCUGAAGUUCCGAACUGGCCUGGUCACAAAGAGAAAAAACGAAACCCAGUCUAGACUUACAAGUCUCCACUACACCAACCGACCAACCAACCCAACCAACCUAACCGACCGGCCCAGCUGGCUGACCCACGGCUUUACCUUCUUUUCUCCGCCAAACUACAACUCCAACCACCGCCACCUCACCAACGCCUUUUGAAUUUAGCGUGAGGGGGGUUCAGUGAAUUAUGGAAUCCCCGCCACUCGCAGAGCCACAAUCGCCACAACCUAGGGUUUCGGAGGACAUGGAGGCGGUGCACACACCGGUGACGGAAGAGGACCUCUCCUCGGAUCUCUGGGACUUCGGGGCCCUCCUGGACUUCACCGUAGACGAGCACUUCUCUAUCUCCCUAGACCCCGAUCACCCACCACCGCCUAUAGCUCACGAGCCUCUUGAGCCUCCACAGGAGGAGGAUCCGGGCGGUCCGGAUUCCAACCGGAUUCGAAAAAGGGAUCCGAGGCUGAUCUGCUCCAAUUUCCUGGCGGGUCGGAUCCCGUGCGCGUGCCCGGAGCUGGACGAGAAGAUGGAGGCCGUGUCCCGGAAGAAGCGGGCCCGGACCACGACCCGGACGGCUCGGGGCUUGGCGCAGUGCCAGGUCCCCGGGUGCGAGGCCGAUAUCAGCGAACUCAAAGGGUAUCACCGCCGGCACAGGGUCUGCCUGCGAUGCGCGCACGCGAGCGCGGUCGUUCUCGAAGGAGAGACCAAGAGAUAUUGCCAGCAGUGUGGCAAGUUUCAUGUGAUAUCGGAUUUUGAUGAAGGUAAACGUAGUUGUCGAAGAAAAUUAGAGCGCCACAACAAUAGACGGCGAAGAAAACCUGGUGAUUCUAGAGCUGUAGUGUAUAGUGAAUCUCAAGGGGUUGUGCAGAACAAAGACGUCUCUUGUGAUGGGGAAGCAGUACAAGAUGGUUUAUGCUUGAGCAGCCCAAUAGCUGAAACGGAAGCAGUCUUGGAGUCUGAAGAUGGACAAGUUACUACACUCUGCUCAGAUCCUGGUUCCCAGAAUAUCCCUAGUGAUACUGUUGCAUCUUUAGCAGCCUCUGGCGAAACCCGAAUGGAUGGAGGAAAAGCUAAUUCCAAAGGUUCUCCCUCUCCAUUGUACCAUGACAACAAGACUGCUUACUCAUCUAUGUGUCCAACAGGUCGGAUCUCUUUCAAGCUUUAUGAUUGGAACCCAGCAGAAUUCCCCAGAAGACUACGGCACCAAAUAUUCCAAUGGUUGGCCAGUAUGCCAGUUGAGUUAGAGGGGUAUAUUCGCCCUGGAUGUACAAUAUUAACUGUCUUCAUUACGAUGCCAAAAUUUAUGUGGGCGAAGUUACUUGAAGAUCCCAUAUCAUAUCUCAAUGACUUUGUUGCCGCCCCUGGAAGAAUGCUAUCUGGAAGAGGCACAAUACUCGUUUUUGUCAACGACAUGAUUUUUCGGGUUAUGAAAGGUGAAACUUCUGUGAUGAAAGUUAAGGUGAAGGUGCAAGCCCCAAGGAUUCACUAUGUUCAUCCUAUAUGUUUUGAGGCUGGCAAGCCCCUGGAGUUUGUUGCUUGUGGAAGUAAUUUGCUACAAUCUAAAUUUCGGUUUCUUGUAUCUUUUGCUGGAAAGUAUCUUGCGCAUGAUUAUUGUGUUGCGUCUCUGCAUGGUAAGACUGAGGGGGAUACUGCUUCUAGUUGUAACCAUCAGAUGUACAAGAUAUAUGUUCCACAGACUGAACCAGCUCUUUUUGGCCCUGCCUUUGUUGAGGUUGAGAAUGAGUCUGGCUUAUCGAACUUCAUUCCAAUACUAAUCGGUGACAAAGACAUUUGUGCUGAAAUGGAUAUAUUACAGCAGAGAUUUUAUGCAUCUCAUUUUCUGAAAGGAUCAGAGAUUCCAGAUAUUGGUUCUCUGUCAGACUCAUUUGAGAUUUCUGCAAUGAGACGGUCAACGUUUUCUGAAUUUCUUUUAGACGUAGCAUGGUUACUUAAGGAGCCUGCAUCAGAAAAUUUUCAACAGUCUAUCACUGCUUCACAGAUUCAAAGAUUUAAUAGUCUUUUGAACUUUCUGAUAUGCUAUGACUCGACCACGAUUUUGCAUAAACUGUUAGAGAAACUAAAGAUUGUGAUAAGCGACAUGAAAUUUAACAGCACGGUUAAUGGCAGUGAUGCUGAUUUGAGUUUACUACAGAAACACAUUGACAUUGCGAGAUGUAUUCUUCAUAAGAAAUAUAAUAAAAGUGAAAGUUCAGUGCUGAAAUCAGGAUCUGCGUCAAGAGGGAAUUCUGUUUCUGAAAGCUGCUCUCAAGAUAAUGUGCUCUCGGUUCCAAUCAACAGCCAGGAUACGGGGAUAAAAUCAAAUUCUAAGUUAGAAGAAGUGACAUGCUCAACUUGUAGUGAUAGAAGUGAAACUGUUCCCCUGUUGAAUAGAGAGGUUAUCAUGAAUGUUAACCAUGUAAAGGAAUGGCCAAGAAAGUCGUGUGGUGGCAUUGUUUCUAGGACAAUCUUCAGCUCUCGCCCUAGCGUAUUUCUGAUCUCCAUUGCCACGGUUUGUCUAGGGAUAUGCGCCGUUCUUCUCCAUCCUCACAAGGUUAGCGAAUUUGCAGUAUCCAUUCGCAGAUGUUUGUUUGACAGAAUCUAGCAGUGGAUUGAGCCAAAAAGAAAAGCGCUGCCGUUCAUCUGUAAGUAAUUAUUGUACACCAACUCUAGAUUAAGAAAAGCUGUUUAAAGCGUUGGCUUGUGAUUGUACUCAACUCAUUGCUUGAAUUGGAAGCUUGAUAUUGGAGUGCUAAUUGCCACUGCUGCAUUGGUUAAAAAUCCUUAUCCUUUGCAAGGGCGGAUUGGGGGUGGGAGACAGUGGGGUCAAUUAUGCCCUUUGAGAGUGAAGAAAGUUGGGAAUAAUGUAACAUGUAUCUUUCUUUUUUUUUUUUGAUGGUUGCGAGCUAAUGUGUAACAUGUAUCUAAUAGUUAAUUUAUAGUUUUGAAAUUCUUUUAGAUUA
This is a messenger RNA of Alnus glutinosa, 3016 nucleotides long. RefSeq names its product squamosa promoter-binding-like protein 7. Gene Ontology annotation, cellular component: nucleus. The record is from RefSeq and is a predicted model, not a curated record. The transcript has 10 exons. Gene Ontology annotation, molecular function: DNA binding. The coding region runs from base 247 to 2658 and encodes 803 amino acids. Lineage: Eukaryota; Viridiplantae; Streptophyta; Magnoliopsida; Fagales; Betulaceae.